Messenger RNA from Caenorhabditis auriculariae, 1890 nucleotides. The record is from the annotation of a GenBank genome assembly. Lineage: Eukaryota; Metazoa; Nematoda; Chromadorea; Rhabditida; Rhabditidae.
AUGUCUACGUCGUCUAGGUCGAGGUUUUUUUUUCACUUUAUAAAAGAGAAAAUCAAACCUGUCCAGCUCUCAAUCGACGCUAGGCAGAAGCAAACGUCUGGCAACGAUCAACGGUUUUGUCGACGUCGAAGAGCUCACCGCCUGGACGAUCGAUGUCGUCAACGAGCUUUUCGCACAAAGGCGCAAUGACCCCAACAUUGAGGUAUUAAGGCUCUGAAAAAUGACCAGUUUCUUCAAAAAUUAUUUAUCAAGUUUUUGAAAGCGUUUUUUUCGCGUAAAAUUAGAAACCGAGUCAUUUGUAAAAAAAGUAAAUUUUACAUGAAUGAGCGGAUUUACCAAUUAUUUAUUGGAUAAAACGGAACUUCAACUACUUUAUAACGUUUAUUUCAUUGAUAAAGGAUUAUAUAUGGACUAGGAAAACAAAAACUUCAGUUCAUGGAAAAGGAAAAAAAUUUAUGGUAAACUUUUUGGGAACGCAUGUUUUGCAGCAGAACGACGUAAUGUCACAAUCAUCGCGCUUAGUGACGCGCAAAAAAAUAAAAAAAAGUAUUUUUCAAAAUUUUAUAUAAUAUUUUUCGCGAUUCAAACUAUUAUUUUUUUCGUGCGAGUCAGUAUUUUUUUCCAACUUCACUCCGUUUUUUUCACGAUUUAUUUCACUCCGAGGGUGUCAAUCUUCUUCUUUUUCUGCAAGAUUAUGUGACCGAUUUUUACAUAAUAUCAACUUAUUUUUGUUUUUAUCGAACCUCUCAUCGUUUUUUUGCAUUUGGUGCGACUGUCAAUCGAGGAGUUUUUGGCGUUUUUGCCGUGUUGUAUACUUCCAUUUAAUGAUUUUUAAUAACGAAUUUUUGAUAUUCAUGAUAAGAACUAUCUUUUAGUAAAGUUGAAAGAAAAUUUUUCCAAUCAGAAACAGUAGCAACUGCUCAAAUACUCAACAAGCGUUGCUUAAAAAAGUGUUUCUUAAUUUCAUUAUAUUCUUUUCAGUUCGAAUUCAAGCUUACUGUUGACUUCAAAAAAACGAGGUAUCUUUUCAAUUUUCUCAGAGUUUGAAAAAUAAAUAACUUGUCAGAUUGAACGCUACUGAAAAGAAUCGAAUUAUGGAUCGGUUGGAAAAAGCUGUGUCGACAAUUUAGACGUUCUAAGAACUAUGAAAAAAACAUUUUUCUCUCCUCAAUAAAACUUUGGUGAAUCGUUUUCGAAAUGGUUGCGGUGAGAGGAAAAACAAAAGGAGGCCGAUUUGGAUGAACCGAAGCCGCACUGGAUAAGGUGCGCCGCGCGGUCAUCGGGAACCUCUCCAUCAAUUGCGCGCUAUUUCUUUUCGAUUUCUCUCAAGCCUCCGAAAUUGAAGCGCUGUUUUCUCGAGAACAAUGCCAGAUAAGGUGUGUCUUUAAAAAACUGGCAAGCGGACUGAAUAGCGGAGAUCGAAAUUAUAAAAGAGGUCACCCGGAUGGAAGCCUUCACUCUGUUGGUGAACGGCUACGUCUAUCUUCGGGUUCGUUUUUUUUUGUUUUUUGUAAGGUUUUUGUAUAUCAAACAUAUAACGUUUUAUAUGUGUAGAAAAAAAGAUAGUAACUGCACUUUUUUUCCUUAAGUUAUCAUUUUUGUAGUUAAAAGAUGUUUUUCCUUGUCGUGGUUCGAGAUUUUUUGGUGCAUACUUUGCAGAGCCAAAUAAUGUUCAAAAAUCGAAAAGGCCAAAAAAAGAAAGUUACAAAUAACAAAAUAAAAUUUUUAAAGUUUAGUAUCGUUUCAUAAAUUCAAAAUUUUCAUGGUGGCCAAGAAUUAAAAAAAGACCUUUUUUUAUUUAUAGAAAAAAAUAUCUUUUAUUUUUUUCCCUGUUUUUCGAGCUCUUGAAAUCCCAAAUUAAUUCUCUUUUUUUCAGAGCAAACAAGAUGA